AUGAAAAACGCUAUAUAUUCUGGCUACUUUCCUCCUACGCAUGUUGUUCCUUGCCGGGACGUGGGGACCUGGGGCAUCUUCUUCGUCAACGGCUCACUCUACUUCCAAACCGUCUUGUCAGCUUCGCCACUCCAGGUCGUGGUGUGGUACAUCCCAAUUGGCGUCGCUGAACUAGUCGUCAGCGUCAUCGAAGAGCACAUCUUACAUCUCGUCCCUGGCCACAUUCUUAUGCUAAUCUCGGGCCUAGCCGCCGUUGGAUCGCAGCUCCUCCUCGCUCUCAUGCCACCGAGUAGAGGAAGCUACUAG
Aspergillus campestris IBT 28561 is the source of this 306-nucleotide messenger RNA. RefSeq lists its product as uncharacterized. The record is from RefSeq and is a predicted model, not a curated record. The coding region runs from base 1 to 306 and encodes 101 amino acids. The transcript has 2 exons. NCBI's taxonomy places the organism in Eukaryota, Fungi, Ascomycota, Eurotiomycetes, Eurotiales, Aspergillaceae.